Somion occarium is the source of this 769-nucleotide messenger RNA. The record is from the annotation of a GenBank genome assembly. NCBI's taxonomy places the organism in Eukaryota, Fungi, Basidiomycota, Agaricomycetes, Polyporales, Cerrenaceae.
ACUCGAAGUUUGCAAGUGACAGUAUUUCUGCCAUAGCGUGUUGUCAAUGUACACGGAGUGUAUGUCAUUCAGCACUGAUAGUGCCCAUUCAGGCCUCAGGCCUCAGGGCCGUAACAAUUUGGUCGAGUUGGAGCAUGCGGCCACUCGCACAACGGGUUAGCAGCGGAAGAACUAAUGGACAUAUAUCAGACAUUGAACGUAUCCAGUUUCCUCAAAACAUUUAACGUUUGCGUACAGCGUUGCUGUUGUGGGGUCAACGAGGUAGGGCUCCACCAUCCCUUGUAUUCCUCGUUGAUUGAAAUGAUUGUCUCCCUCAACUGGUGGUUUCUGAGAGGUCCACUUCUCAGAAGCAUUUCAAUCUAUUUCCUUGGCAUAUUUGGGAACCCUCUAACCUCGUGUCGAUACAAAUCUACCAACAUAGCCUCGCCAUCCUCGAGGCAUGCAGCUGACGAUGAGGACCAUUGGGCCUUCGGGCUCAAAGAUACCAUCGCAAUGCGAUCAGAAAUCGGAUAUGAAUCAUCUAAACGGUUGACUUCUUCAUCACGGACCUUUUUCCUACGGCUUGCAUCGGAAAAGCCCACUGGUGUUCCCUAUAUAAUAGCAGCCGCAGCACAUCCGGGACAAACCAGAACAGUAAUUCCUGUCUUCAACCAACUCCUCCCAUCUGUUGAUCUACCUACGACCACGCGCCGCUGACAUGCCAAGUACAAACCCUGGACCGACCCCCGUCAAUCUCGCUGAUCGCUGCCUGAUAUGUGGUGGUUGGAUG